AUGUCCGAAGAAUUUAAAGCAAAAAUUGUUGGUGAUAAUUACGACAUAAAACGUCGCGAAGCUCUUAAAAAGAUUGAUAAUGCUAAAUUUGAUUUUGGAAAAAGUUCACUUCCAUCAGAUGUUGAUUUGGGUGUGAAAGUUGCAACACUUUUUGAUCCUCGUUUUUGGAAUAUUGGCAGAUGUCAUAGGUCACAAAAAGGUGAUGAAUUAUUUAAUUUCGGUAUUUGCAUUGGUGGAGACAACCCUCUUUCGGCAGGUGCUAUAAUAGCUGCCGUAUUUGCCGUGCAAGGUAUCGGGAUAUUGGCAGCAGCCAUCGUUUCAACUGUCACAAUAGUAGCAUUCCAGUCUACUAUUACACCAAAUGAUUAUUCACACUUUGAUUAUGUGUGGAGAAUUGUCACUGGAAUAGGAGCAAUCCCAGGAGUUGUUGCCCUUUAUUUCCGACUUAAAAUACCAGAAACACCUCGGUUUACUAUGGAUCUUGAACGUAAUGUCAAUCAGGCAGUUCAAGAUAUCGACACAGUAUUAAAAACAGGUUUAUACAAGCCUCGUGAACAAGAAGUCAUCGUUAAAGUUGAGGCACCAAAGGCUAGUUUUACAGAUUUCUUUGGACAUUCUGGUAAAUGGGAAAACGAAAAAGUUUUAUUUGGAACAGCUUUUACAUGGUUCGUACUUGAUAUAGCUUUUUGCGGUAUCACUCUAAAUAGCAAUAUUAUUUUAAACCAAAUUGAAUUCCUUGGAGAUGGUAAAGAUCCAUAUGAAACAUUAUUUAAAACAUCGGUUGGUAAUAUUAUCUUGGGGUCGACGCCCAAUCCAACUUAUGGAUUUGCCUGGCUUACAGCGUUAUUCAUAGUUCUUGGAUUUGGUUAUCUUGAAUACAUCUGA
Molecule: messenger RNA, 885 nt
Organism: Dentiscutata heterogama
Lineage: Eukaryota; Fungi; Glomeromycota; Glomeromycetes; Diversisporales; Gigasporaceae
Source: the annotation of a GenBank genome assembly